Messenger RNA from Ambispora gerdemannii, 900 nucleotides. Lineage: Eukaryota; Fungi; Glomeromycota; Glomeromycetes; Archaeosporales; Ambisporaceae. The record is from the annotation of a GenBank genome assembly.
AUGUCCAAUAUUGACUUCAAUUCUGACCAAAAUGCAUUGGACAACAAUGUAUCUACAACAGUACCGUUCCCACCAUCAGUUACAGUAGAAGAAAUAGUAAAUAAGCGAAAAGGGAUCAAAAUAUCUGCUAAACCGUCGAAUGGAUUUAUUAUUUAUCGAGGAGAAUAUUUAAAAGAAAUGAAACGACAGAAUAUGAAAAUCGGAAUGAGACAAUUAUCGAAAAGAGUAGGAGCUGCGUGGAGAAAAGAACCGCUGCACAUCAAAAAGUGGUAUAAAAAUUUGGCCGAAGAAGUUGCUGAUUUCAUCGCAAAGUUACAUAUUCAAUCACCAAAUUUCGUUAGCGAUCCUUGGAAAGAAGAAUAUUCAGCAAACCAGAGCCAAAAAGCUGAUGUUAUUGACAUUAUAGUUCCAAGUCAAAAUGAACAAACUUUUGACAGAAGUUAUGAAGCUAACAAAGAAAUUAACAUACAAAAUAUUGACGCACAAAACGAAUUCCCGGAAUUUCCAAACGAAUUAACGAUAGUUACACACUCAUAUGCACCAUUUUCUAAACAGAAUGAGCAUCCAAUUUUAUUGAACUAUCAAACUAUUGAUUCCUAUCCAGAAUUUUUUUAUUUUGAUGUCAGUGCUACUACAACUCCAUUAACUGAAGGUUUGAAUUAUAUCGAUCAAUCGCAACAACAAUCUUCCUUCAAUCUUCAAAAUGCAAUAAAUUUUCCAUUAGGAACAGCUGAUCUACAGCAAGAAAACAUCAAUUUUUUACAUUUGUGCGAUCAAACGCCGCAGAAUUUUGAUCCCAAUUUUGAUCCUUUGUUAUAUCCGUCACCUGAAGUAAACACGCAAUUUUAUAAUUUAUUUACAAUUAUAUCCGAGAAUCCAUCUGAAGAAAGCAAUGUAUAG